GCAACUUGGACCGAUGCAUAUAUAUGCCUGGUUCUACGUUGUUGCUGACUGACUGACUGACAGUAUUGAAAAAUCAAGUAUUUAUCUAUUUAGCGACAAGCAGCUCGUCCAUAAAAAAUAACUUCACAAUCACUGCUUGAGUACUGGAUCCAGAGAAGAAAACGGUCGGCGUCAGUAUUAUCCAUUGGUGUCAACCUGGCUUAAUUCCAGUUCUAGAAUUUAAAAGGCCUGCCAUUUGGCAUUCAAGUAUGCUUCAUCAAAGGACUUUUACUGUCAGAUGAAACUACUGCUCUCUAAGUUUAUAUCCGAUUAAGUAUUUAAGAUGUUACUUAGAUAGUGACUAAGUUGUUUAGUUACUUUGUUUUUGAAAAUUCUAUCAAGAGUUCAAACCUUUCUCCCACCUAAUUCACACUGUACAGUUGACUAUUGCCAGUUUUUAGGCGGAAGCGUGUACCUCAAAUACAAGUUUACAAGCUUGUUCUUGAUUUACAAGUCGUAUAAAAUUUAAAGUGGUUAGCAAUUAAAUGCUCAUUCGCAUCUUGUCUCAAGAUGAAUAUCCUGAGGAUCUUAGAUAUAACCUUUAGUUCGUGAAACUCAUUUAGUUCUGAGUAAAGAAAAUUGUCUAGUUCAUAUUAGUCGUGCAACAUCGCAAGCUGGCAAUCUAAAAAUCGGUAAUCAUCAGAUUAGAACCUAAUUAUAAUAGUACAAAGUUCACCAUUAAACUUCAACGCCGCAAAUUUUUGUCACUAUAAUAUGGAGAGUGUAUAAAGCUGGGAAAUUUCAAGCGGUAUCGAAAUAACCGUCCAUUAAUUUCUGGAUAACACCAUUUCUUUUUGCUCAUAGUGCGUUUUUCUUAGUUAUGCGAAAUCUAUGAUUUUCAUUCUUUCUCUAGAUGUGUGACAAACCUUUCUUUUUUAACCCUGAAAUCGAUACGAAAAUUGCCGGUUUAUAUGAUCUACAACAUACAAUUGGACGAGGACAUUAUGCUGUUGUAAAACAAGCACGUCAUGUAUUUACUGGUGAGAAAGUUGCAGUGAAAGUAAUUGACAAGACCAAACUAGACAAUGUUUCACGCGAUCAUUUGUUUCAGGAAGUUGUGUGCAUGAAACUUGUUCAGCAUCCAAAUGUGGUUAGAUUAUAUGAAGUUAUUGACACGCCAACCAAACUAUAUCUCGUCCUUGAGUUAGGUGAUGGAGGAGACCUAUAUGAUUAUAUAACAAGUCAUGGCAAUGGUCUAAGUGAAAAAGUUGCAAAACGUUAUUUUCGCCAAAUAGUAACUGCUAUUGCUUAUUGCCACAAGUUAAGAGUGGUUCAUCGAGAUCUAAAACCAGAAAAUGUAGUUUUUUUCGAGAAACUGGGUUUGGUUAAGUUAACAGAUUUUGGGUUCAGUAAUAAGUUUAUUCCUGGCACCAAUUUAGACACAGCUUGCGGCUCGUUGGCUUACUCAGCUCCGGAGAUAUUGCUUGGUGACUCAUAUGAUGCCCCAAAAGUGGAUAUUUGGUCCUUAGGUGUGAUAUUGUAUAUGCUUGUCAGCGGAAAUUUGCCCUUUCAAGAAACAAAUGAUAGUGAAACGUUAACGAAGAUCAUGGAUUGUGAUUAUUCUAUGCCUUCACAUUUGUCACCAGACUGUAAGCGACUUAUUUCUCGUUUACUAAUACGUGAUCCACAAAAGCGUGCUCAUCUUGAUGAUAUCCUACAAGAUGACUGGCUAAAGCUAGAUGGUAAUGACUUGCCUAUUGAGUUGUUUUCUGUCCCUUUGAUAUCUCGUGAACACCUUUCAUUUGAAGAUCAUAUGGAGAUUUUAUCCAAAAUGGCUGAGGGUGAACUGGCGUCUGUUGAAGAAAUACAGUCUACUUUAGAUCGUAAUGAAUACAACCACAUAGCUGCUACAUAUUAUUUACUUGCGGAGCGCAAACUGAAACGUAACUACAUAGAAGAAUAUAAACGGUUAGCAAGCCAGUCUCAACUAAAUGAAAAACGAAAACAAGAACAACAAAAGUGUAUCAACUGUGUGUUUGGACUAUCUGAAAAUGCAAAACAAAUGCAGAAUGUUGAAAACAAUAUCAAUCCUAAAUCUUUGGUAAAUAGUGUGAUGGGUUCAAGUACUCCAACGCCAACUUCACGCAUUUUAAAUUCUUUAGGCUCGUCAAAUGUAGAGGAUCGUGUCAGGCGUUUCAGUAUGAUUUUAGAAGAUGAAGAAGAAGAGGAAGAAAGUAAAGGGUCUCCAAUAGCAUCUACUUCAUUCGACAGGUACGUUACAGGUGUAAAUGAGUCAGUGAAAAUGGUCAAUGAUUCAGAUGCCUUACACCCCUGUUUCGCUGAUACGUCCGAAGAGGCAAUGCUGGAAGAAGAGGAAGAAGAACUUGCUACUGUUGCUGGUUUGGCAUGUGUUCGUUCUGAACUUUUAACUGAUCAUAUGGUUAAUCAUGUAUUAAGCAUGUCCGAUUCAGAAUUCACAUCAAAUGUACAUGGAACUGUAGUUUCAACUCGUCCUUGUUCUAGAACAAGCGGUUCUGCUAUUGGAGCAUCUGAUAGUGCUGAGUCAGAUGUUCCUCUUAGUCCUUGGAAUGCAAAUACAAUGGGUUUCGCAAAUUCCUUGAAUCGAAUUACAUCCACCACUCGUUCUCUUCCACCUGUGGAAACUCGGAGAAAGAAUACCUAUAGACGAGGACUUAUAUCGCACCGUCCACUUACUACAGUGAAGAGCAGUCCGCAGCUUCUGAAACAUAUUGCUGAAGAAGAUUGGAACAGUCAUACCUCAGUCGAAACUAAUAAUUCCCUCUAUAUGGAUAAACGCAGAAAGAAAUUAGCAGAAUGUUUUAUGCAAAACCCGGCUGUCUAUACCACAGCUGAAGAUAGCUUAGGAAUUCGAUCUUUGCGUAGUUCGUAUAAUUUGUACCGUAGUAUUAAAUAUGUCGACGAUCAGUUGAUUGGCCUAAGACCUACGAGUUUUUACACGACUUCAACCCAACAAACAUAUUCUGGAGCUCACAGUCCAGCGUGGACACGAAGGUUUUUGAAUACACCUGCAUCGUCGUCUCGUCCAGCAAGCAUCGGAAGUUGGAAUGCUAUUCUCAACAUGAGUUUGAUGAGUGAUCAGCGUCGCCCAUCAUUUUGUUCAUCUCCUGUUGAGCCACAAAUAGGCGCCAUUAAUAGAAGAAAGGUUAUUUAUUCAAAUAACAGCCAAGGCCCAUAUAUCUUAAACAAAGGGAUUAAUCCCGAUCGAAGAUGCAGUGGACCCCCAGGUUUAUUGUUAGCAGUCUCAGGAUUGUAUUAUCCAGGUUCAGGUGUUACGUUACCCAGUCGUUCAGACUCAGAUACCUCAUUUCUAGAACAGCAUGACAUCAGUCAUUUGCCCUCUAACUUGGACCACUCCUUUUCUCCAGAAGAGCCUUCAGAUGAAUCUUACAUGCAAAAUGGGACUAAGUGUUUGGAUGCAGUUACAGAACUAAGUGAUGUCAUUAGGAAUAACCAUCGCAGUAUUUUACCUUCAAUUUCUGGAGUGAAUAAAAGAGGUUCUACUAGAUCUCUUAGCAAUUCUCGUAAAACUGCUAGUUGGUGUAGUUCCGCACCUAUAUUGUGUGAAACAUCUGAACAGCCGCACUUAACUUAUAUGCAAUCGAAUAAUAUUGGACUGACUACUUUAUCACUUGAAAGUAACUCUCAGUUAGGUGGUUCAAAUACGGUUCGAGAACAUUGCACUCCGAUACGUGAAGAAGAUGACGAAGUGGGACGCUCUGGAGAAACUCCUACUUUUAGGACAUCUAAUCUGUUAUUUGGUUUGAAUCAACGAAGAAAGUCUGAAUCGUCAAAUAUGCAUACAAGUUCAACUCUUUUUGCGACAUCUAAUAUGACCCGUGGUGGAUUCGCAACUUUGGCUGAAUCGGAGUCAACUUCAACCAUUAGUCAGUUACCCAACAUAAGUGCUCAGCGAAACGAUGCUUUACAAAAUGGUGGCAGUUCACAAUGUACUACAUCCAAUUUUUCACUUAGCUCUCUCGCAACAAGUUUGAGAGAUUCACGCUACAUGAUCGAUAUUAUACGAGGAACAUUUGAAUUGCAAUGUCAAUAUAACCGUAGAUUUACUAAUUCGAUUGCUGGAGUUAACAGUUGUGAAUAUAAUUCUAGCCGAGCUAGUACCUCAACAUCUGUACGUAGCCUCACUGCUAUAUCAGAAAAUUUCCCCAUCAACAAUCAACUAAAAGAUUUUCCUUUAGAAGAUUCACAAAGACUCCCAUUUUAUAAUCGAAAUUUACUUUAUCCAUCUGAAUCCAUAUUAAAAGCUUCUACAAAAAACAAUAUUUUGCAGAAUUCCAAUAUGGUCAAAGAUUCUAUGAAUAGUUGUUUAAAUCAUGAUUUUCUUGUUACAGGUUUAUCUCAAAAAACUAGAAUAAGUUUACCAACUAGUAUAAGUGGUAUUUCAAACACAGAAGUUGUUUGUUCAGUGAAUCCUGUUUUAGAAUCGAAUGAAAAUAAUUUUCCCUCUAUUUCUCUUGAGCAUAGUUCACCUGUAAGAGUCGGCAGUCUCCUUACUCAUAAUCAUCGGAAUGGGUCUUGUAAAUCUAUUAGUCAAUCUACAACUUCAUUUAAAUGUCCCACACAUUUGUCUUCAGGACGAGAAUCUUUAAAAAGAUCGAACAUCAAUUGUCUUCCGGAUCAUGGUUGUAGUAUAGUUGAAAAUAUGAAUCCAGAAACCCAUAAUAACAAUGAUAAUAAUAAUAAUAAUAUCACUAAUUAUUCUGAGUUAUCAAAUGAAUCAGUUAACCAAUGGACACAUAAAUCAAAUACGCUAAAUCACAAACAAGUAUCACCGUUUACAAUAAGUAAACAUAGAGCUAGAUUAGCAUGUUGUUCAGUUUCGUGAUAAUAACUGCAAUUUUGUCUUCCAUUAUUUACAUACAUACAUAUAUUUUAUAUGAAUAAUUUUCUGUCCGCUUUUAAAAUCAUUUAUCUAAAUUACCACUAUCUUUUCUACCUUCUUAUUUUGUCUCUUCUUCCUCUCUUACCCAUUCAUAAUCACCAAAAAUGAGGUAUUUUAUGGUAUUUAUUUCAGUACAUAGUUCUGCUUUGUUUCACUUUCUUGUACGCGUUCAAUUAUGUAUUAUAUAUACUCUCAGUUUUGUUCUUUUUAUAUAUAUCUAGUCUGUCGUUCUUUUUGUUGACUACGGUAACCUUACCCAAACAUUAGAAAUGUUAUCCUCCCUAUUAUUAUUAUUAUUGAUUAGUGUUUAUAUCACUAAGAUCAUUCUCUUGCCUCCGCUACCACCACCCAGCUACUACUCAGCUAGUCGCAUAUUGUUUACUCUUGCUUACAUUAAUCAGAUAACUUGACAACAACAACAACAAAAAACUGACUAUUUUGAUUAUACUUUUUUUAAAUCUUAUUAAAUAGAUCAUAAUUUCAUUUUUUUUUUAUUUAAAUGAACCAGUGUAGAUGAAUGUGAAAAAAAGAAAAAAAGAUUUUUUUAAAAAUCUUAUUUUUGUUUUUUUAAAACUUUUAUUCUUACAUAAGUAGUGUAUAUCGUGGGAUGGAUCCAUGUGUGUGUGUGUGUGUGUGGAUCAUGUAUUAUAUUCUCGUAACUGACAACAACAAUAAUAAUAAUAAAACAUUCAAUUAUGCCUUUUAUAAUGUUCUGCAUAUUGUUAAAAAUACUCCCCCCCUAUUCUGUCAUUUUUUUUAUUUGUUUUUAUUUUCUCCCUUCUAUUUCUCGUCAUUAUUUGUAAAUAGAUACAUACAUCAUGGAUAUUGUUCAGUUUUUGUUUUCAUGAUUAAAUUAUUAUGUUUUCCUUUAAUUUCUUCUUUCUUAGUAUUAUUGUUGUUGUUUGCCAUCAACACUGUGUUUUUCUUUGGUUGCUACAUAUUACUCUCAUUCUGUAAAUAUUUGCCUAUCUCUAUGUCUAUUGUAUCCCGGUUAAUCGUGUUCUCUUCUUUUUUUUUUCUUUUUUAGCUUGUUUUCCAAAGUGUAUGUCUAUUUAUUUAAUUCAUAUGAAUAUUAAUUCAUUUGACUUAUGAUGAUAAUUCUGUUUUAACGUUGAUUUUAUUUAUUUGUUAUCAGAUAUCGGUCUUAAAUAUGAUCUCGAUUGGUGAUUGUU
Molecule: messenger RNA, 6093 nt
Organism: Schistosoma rodhaini
Lineage: Eukaryota; Metazoa; Platyhelminthes; Trematoda; Strigeidida; Schistosomatidae
Source: the annotation of a GenBank genome assembly